AUGGAUUCCGUGAACUCGCCGGCCGAUGAGGACAUUGAGUGGGGAUCCACCGCUGCCCUCUGUCCUUUCUGUGGUAAGAGUUUUUGUUCAGGUGGGUGUUUGCGCUCACCGAAACAUGAAAGUUCCCACAAUUACUCAGACAUUGCGAGCAAUGAAGAGAUCUUGCCCACACUCUCGUCGUCGCCGUCCAGUAGUGGUGCUGUGCCGCCGUAUCUGGCUUUGGCUGUUCUUGAUGAACUUCUAGAUGAUGAUGACGAUGAGGGUGAUGACACUCUUUUAUAUGUCCUUUCACAGACCUUGGAUGGUGCAAACGAGGUGACAGCUGACUUGGAAAAGACAAAAAGGGAACUGGAGGCCCUCAUGAUGCAUCACCUGGAGUGUGCGCGUCAGCCACGUGUUGUGUCGGACGGAGACAGUUCGGCUUUUCCACAGCCCGCCGAGGCCAACGACAGCGACUUGUUGCAAGAGCCUGGCUGUAGCUAUCAGGAACUUAUGACAUGUGUGGCGGAGGGGAUGAAUCUUGCUACGAGUCAGCCGGUGGCCGGCACCACCCAGGCGCAGCUGCUGAGCCAGAACCCAGCACUGACGAUGAUGCGAUCGAGGGUCAGCCAGCUGAAGCGCCGAUACCAGAAGGACGGUUUUAAUCUCGACUUGACAUACAUCACCCCACGUGUCAUCGCCAUGGGAUGCCCCGCGUGGGGCACGGAGAAGUACUACCGAAAUCCUAUUGACGAGGUCGAGCUCUUCCUGGAGAGUAAGCAUGGCGGCCACUACCGCAUCUACAACCUAUGCUCGGAGCGACCAGAGUAUGACUCACCAAAGCGUUUUCAAGGCCGAUACAAGCGUUUUCCGUUUGAUGAUCACAAUGCACCUUGCCCCAUUAGUGUAAUAACAGAUUUCGUCCAAGACGCCGUGGCCUUCUUCGCGGACGACAUUAAAAACGUAGUUGUUGUGCACUGCAAAGCAGGCAAAGGUCGGACUGGGGUGAUGAUCUCAUGCCUCAUGCGCUCUCUUGACCCAGAGCACAUUCCCGACGCGGAGACAGCGUUGCGGUUCUUUGGUGAGGCGAGAACACACGACGGCCGUGGUGUCACAAUUCCCUCACAGCGUCGCUACGUGCAUUACUACGACCGCAUCGUGCGAGAAUUCGGAGGAAAUCCUCCACCACUCCGUGCACUGAGGCUGUACCAGAUAACUAUAGAUUCUGAAAUAAAAACAUCAGGUCAAGUAGAAGUCUAUUUCAUUGUGGAGGAAAAUGGUGAAGAGAAGAUCGACUCUCGGCGUGUAUUUCUCGGCCGUCCGAAGAAGGACCCCAAAGGCUUUCUGUUUCUCUUCCAGGAGGAACCAAAGCUGCAGGGUGAUCUACGCUUUAUUUUCUACCAACGCAAUCGCUUGGUCGAUACUGAGUUAUUCCACUUCUGGCUUAACACAUCUUUGUGUAGUACCUACGAGCAGUUAUCGUUAAAAGACAGGCAACUGGAUGGGCGGCCAGCCAAGUCGAAAGUAAAGGAAACCCUUUGCGAGGAUCUGACUGUUAAUGUGAUUUUUCUGGAGGAUUCUGCUGAUGGUGGUAAACAUGAGAAGAUUAAUUCUGAGGGAUGCGCGGAAAGGGAGGCGGCUGUGCCACCCAAUGUUCAUACUGUUAGUUACUUCUUACCCAAGGGGCUGCAAAGAUUUUUGCCAAAGUUGUCGCCGUCCUAA
This is a messenger RNA of Trypanosoma grayi, 1701 nucleotides long. Its product is annotated as putative tyrosine phosphatase. NCBI's taxonomy places the organism in Eukaryota, Euglenozoa, Kinetoplastea, Trypanosomatida, Trypanosomatidae. Gene Ontology annotation, cellular component: cytosol. Gene Ontology annotation, biological process: dephosphorylation. The record is from RefSeq and is a predicted model, not a curated record. Bases 1 to 1701 code for a protein of 566 amino acids. Gene Ontology annotation, molecular function: phosphatidylinositol-3,4,5-trisphosphate 3-phosphatase activity; phosphoprotein phosphatase activity. The transcript has a single exon.